Messenger RNA from Arvicola amphibius (Eurasian water vole), 3744 nucleotides. RefSeq names its product jagged canonical Notch ligand 2 (gene Jag2). NCBI's taxonomy places the organism in Eukaryota, Metazoa, Chordata, Mammalia, Rodentia, Cricetidae. Gene Ontology annotation, cellular component: protein-containing complex; plasma membrane. Gene Ontology annotation, molecular function: calcium ion binding; Notch binding. The transcript has 26 exons. The record is from RefSeq and is a predicted model, not a curated record. Gene Ontology annotation, biological process: establishment or maintenance of epithelial cell apical/basal polarity; heterophilic cell-cell adhesion; multicellular organism development. Bases 1 to 3744 code for a protein of 1247 amino acids.
AUGCGGGCACGCGGCUGGGGGCGCCUGCCUGGGCGGCUGCUACUACUGCUUCUUCUGUGCGUGCAGGCGGCGCGGCCCAUGGGCUAUUUCGAGCUGCAGCUGAGCGCUUUGCGGAACGUGAACGGGGAGCUGCUGAGCGGCGCCUGCUGUGACGGUGACGGCCGGACGACGCGCGCGGGGGGCUGCGGCCGCGACGAGUGCGACACGUACGUGCGCGUGUGCCUUAAGGAGUACCAGGCCAAGGUGACGCCCACGGGGCCCUGCAGCUACGGCUACGGCGCCACGCCCGUGCUGGGUGGCAACUCCUUCUACCUGCCGCCGGCGGGCGCUGCGGGGGACCGAGCGCGGGCGCGGUCUCGGACCGGCGGCCACCAGGACCCGGGGCUCGUCGUCAUUCCCUUUCAGUUCGCCUGGCCGCGUUCUUUCACCCUCAUCGUGGAGGCCUGGGACUGGGACAAUGACACCACUCCAGAUGAGGAGCUGCUGAUUGAGCGGGUGUCCCACGCCGGCAUGAUCAACCCUGAGGACCGUUGGAAGAGCCUGCACUUCAGCGGCCACGUGGCCCAUCUGGAGCUGCAGAUCCGAGUGCGCUGUGACGAAAACUACUACAGCGCCACCUGCAACAAGUUCUGCCGGCCCCGCAACGACUUCUUCGGCCACUACACCUGCGACCAGUAUGGAAACAAGGCCUGCAUGGAUGGCUGGAUGGGCAAGGAGUGCAAAGAAGCCGUGUGUAAACAAGGGUGUAAUUUGCUCCACGGGGGAUGCACCGUGCCUGGGGAGUGCAGGUGCAGCUAUGGCUGGCAGGGCAAGUUCUGUGACGAGUGUGUCCCCUACCCUGGCUGCGUGCAUGGCAGCUGUGUGGAGCCCUGGCACUGUGACUGUGAGACCAACUGGGGUGGCCUGCUCUGUGACAAAGACCUGAACUACUGUGGCAGCCACCACCCCUGUGUCAAUGGGGGUACCUGUAUCAACGCUGAGCCUGACCAAUACCUCUGCGCCUGCCCAGACGGCUACUUGGGCAAGAACUGCGAGCGGGCUGAGCACGCCUGUGCCUCCAACCCGUGCGCCAACGGGGGCUCUUGCCAUGAAGUGCCAUCUGGCUUUGAAUGUCACUGUCCAUCAGGCUGGAGUGGACCCACCUGUGCACUUGACAUUGAUGAGUGUGCCUCUAAUCCAUGUGCAGCAGGCGGCACCUGUGUGGAUCAGGUGGACGGCUUUGAGUGCAUCUGCCCAGAGCAGUGGGUGGGGGCUACUUGCCAGCUGGACGCCAAUGAGUGUGAAGGGAAGCCGUGCCUUAAUGCUUUUUCUUGCAAAAACCUGAUUGGCGGCUAUUACUGUGAUUGCCUCCCGGGCUGGAAGGGCAUCAACUGCCACAUCAACAUCAACGAUUGUCACGGGCAGUGUCAGCACGGUGGCACCUGCAAGGACCUGGUGAAUGGGUACCAGUGUGUAUGCCCACGGGGCUUCGGAGGCCGGCACUGCGAACUAGAGUACGGCACGUGUGCCAGCAGCCCCUGCCGUCGGGGUGGCAUCUGCGAGGACCUGGUGGAUGGCUUCCGCUGUCACUGCCCACGGGGCCUCUCUGGGCCGUUCUGUGAGGCGGAUGUGGAUCUCUGCGAGCCAAGCCCCUGCCUCAAUGGUGCUCGCUGCUACAACCUCGAGGGUGACUACUACUGUGCCUGCCCAGAAGACUUUGGUGGGAAGAACUGCUCGGUGCCCAGGGAGACAUGCCCUGGCGGGGCAUGCAGAGUGAUUGAUGGCUGCGGGUUCGAGGUAGGGUCCAGGGCACAUGGUGUGGCGCCCUCUGGCAUCUGCGGCCCUCACGGGCACUGUGUCAGCCUGCCCGGGGGAAACUUCUCUUGCAUCUGUGACAGCGGCUUCACAGGCACCUACUGCCAUGAGAACAUUGACGACUGCAUGGGCCAGCCCUGCCGCAAUGGGGGCACGUGCAUUGAUGAAGUGGACUCCUUCCGCUGCUUCUGCCCCAGUGGCUGGGAAGGCGAACUCUGUGACAUCAAUCCCAACGACUGCCUUCCCGACCCCUGCCACAGCCGCGGCCGCUGCUAUGACCUGGUCAAUGACUUCUACUGCGCCUGUGACGAUGGCUGGAAGGGCAAGACCUGCCACUCCCGCGAGUUCCAGUGCGACGCCUACACUUGCAGCAACGGCGGCACGUGUUAUGACAGUGGUGACACCUUCCGUUGCGCCUGCCCUCCAGGCUGGAAGGGGAGCACCUGCACCAUCGCCAAGAACAGCAGUUGUUUGCCCAAUCCCUGUGUGAAUGGAGGCACCUGUGUGGGCAGUGGAGACUCUUUCUCCUGUAUUUGCCGGGAUGGCUGGGAGGGCCGCACCUGCACACACAACACCAAUGACUGCAACCCUCUGCCCUGCUACAACGGAGGCAUCUGUGUUGAUGGUGUCAACUGGUUCCGCUGCGAGUGUGCACCUGGCUUUGCGGGCCCCGACUGCCGUAUCAACAUUGACGAGUGCCAGUCCUCGCCCUGUGCUUACGGAGCCACGUGUGUGGAUGAGAUCAACGGGUACCGCUGCAACUGCCCACCAGGUCGUUCUGGCCCUAGAUGCCAGGAAGUGGUCGUAGUCAGGAGGCCCUGCUGGUCCCGGGGCAUGCCCUUCCCACAUGGCAGUUCCUGGACAGAAGACUGCAACAGCUGCCGCUGCCUGGACGGCCACCGGGACUGUAGCAAGGUGUGGUGUGGAUGGAAACCUUGUCUGCUGUCUGGCCAGCCCAAUGCUCUGAGUGCCCAGUGCCCACCAGGGCAGCAGUGCCAGGAGAAGACCCUGGGUCAGUGUUUGCAGCCACCCUGUGAGAACUGGGGGGAGUGUGCAGCUGAGGAACCCCCGCUACCCAGCACCCCCUGCCUGCCACGGACCACCCAUCUGGACAACAAUUGUGCGCGCCUCACACUGCACUUUAACCAUGACCAAGUACCUAAGGGCACCACCGUGGGCGCCAUCUGCUCUGGAAUCCGAGCCCUGCCUGCCACGAGGGCGGUGGCACGCGACCGCCUCCUGCUGCUGCUCUGUGACCGUGCGUCCUCAGGGGCCAGUGCUGUGGAGGUGGCUGUGUCUUUCAGCCCUGCAAGGGACCUGCCUGACAGCAGCCUGAUCCAGAGCACAGCCCAUGCCAUCGUGGCUGCCAUCACUCAGCGAGGGAACAGCUCGCUGCUGCUGGCUGUCACCGAGGUCAAAGUGGAAACAGUUGUUUUGGGAGGCUCUUCCACAGGUCUGUUGGUACCUGUUCUGUGCAGUGUGUUCAGUGUGCUGUGGCUUGCCUGUGUUGUUAUCUGCGUGUGGUGGACACGAAAGCGCAGGAAAGAGCGUGAGAGGAGCCGGCUACCACGGGAUGAGAGUGCCAACAACCAGUGGGCCCCGCUCAAUCCCAUCCGCAACCCCAUUGAGCGGCCAGGCAGCAGUGGUCUGGGCACUGGGGGCCACAAGGACGUACUCUAUCAGUGCAAGAACUUCACACCGCCACCCCGCAGGGCAGGCGAGGCACUGCCCGGGCCAGCUGGCCACGGGGCUGUUGGAGAGGACGAGGAGGAUGAAGAGUUGGGCCGUGGAGAUGGGGACUCUCCGGAGGCAGAGAAGUUCCUCUCACACAAAUUCACCAAAGACCCCAGCUGCUCCCUGGGAAGGCCAGCCUGCUGGGCUCCAGGGCCCAAAGUGGACAACCGUGCAGUCAGAAGCACCAAGGAUGUGCACUGUGCUGGCAGGGAGUAG